AUGUUGACCGCUAGAAACCAAGCGAAAAAGAACGUGGCCAGAUUGGUGCGUUACCAAUCCACCGGCGCCCCCGGCGGUCCCGUUAUCGGGAUUGACUUGGGUACCACCAACUCCGCCGUCGCCGUGAUGGAAGGUAAGCAACCCAAGAUUUUGGAAAACUCCGAAGGUGGUCGUACCACCCCUUCCAUCGUUGCUUUCACCAAGGACGGUGAAAGACUCGUGGGUAUCCCCGCCAAGCGUCAAGCUGUGGUUAACCCCGAAAACACCCUUUACGCCACCAAGAGACUUAUCGGUCGUCGUUUCGAAGACCCCGAAGUGCAAAGAGACAUCAAGGAAGUCCCCUACAAGAUUGUCAAGCACAACAACGGUGACGCCUGGAUUGAAGCCCGUGGCGAACAAUACUCGCCCCAACAAAUUGGUGGUUUCAUCUUGAACAAGAUGAAGGAAACCGCCGAGGGUCAAUUGGGUAAGAAGGUCAACAACGCCGUUGUCACCUGUCCCGCUUACUUCAACGACGCCCAACGUCAAGCCACCAAGGAUGCUGGUAAGAUUGUUGGGUUGAACGUUAUGAGAGUCGUCAACGAACCCACCGCCGCUGCCCUUGCUUACGGUUUGGAAAAGAACGACGGUCAAGUUGUCGCUGUCUUCGAUCUUGGUGGUGGUACUUUCGAUAUCUCGAUUUUGGACAUUGGUAACGGUGUUUUCGAAGUCAAGUCGACCAACGGUGACACCCACUUGGGUGGUGAAGAUUUCGACAUUGCUCUUGUGAGAAAGAUCGUCGAUGACUUCAAGAAGGAAACCGGUCUUGACUUGUCCAAGGACAGAAUGGCCGUGCAAAGAAUCAGAGAAGCCGCUGAAAAGGCCAAGAUUGAAUUGUCGUCGACUCAACAAACCGAAAUCAACUUGCCUUUCAUCACCGCCGACGCUUCCGGUCCCAAGCACAUCAACCAAAAGAUCACCAGAGGUCAAUUUGAACACUUGGUCGAACCUUUGAUCAAGAGAACCGUCGACCCCUGCAAGAAGGCCAUGAAGGACGCUGGCUUGUCGACCUCGGACAUCUCCGAAGUCAUCUUGGUCGGUGGUAUGUCGAGAAUGCCCAAGGUUAUUGAAACCGUCAAGCAAAUCUUCGGCAAGGAACCCUCGAAGGCUGUCAACCCUGACGAAGCCGUCGCCAUGGGUGCCGCCAUUCAAGGUGGUAUCUUGGCCGGUGAAGUCACCGAUGUCGUUCUUUUGGACGUCACCCCCUUGUCGCUCGGUAUCGAAACCAUGGGUGGUGUGUUCGCCAGAUUGAUCUCGAGAAACACCACUAUCCCCGCCAAGAAGUCGCAAAUCUUCUCCACUGCCUCGGCCGGUCAAACUUCGGUGGAAAUCAGAGUUUUCCAAGGUGAAAGAGAAUUGACCAGAGACAACAAGUUGAUCGGUAACUUCACCCUUUCUGGUAUCCCCCCUGCCCCCAAGGGUGUGCCUCAAAUCGAAGUCACCUUCGACAUUGACACCGAUGGUAUCAUCAAGGUGUCGGCCAAGGACAAGGCUACCAACAAGGAAGCCAACAUUACCGUGGCCGGCUCGUCGGGUUUGUCGGACGCUGAAAUCGAAAAGAUGGUCAACGACGCCGAAAAGUACGCUGAAUCGGACAAGGCCAGACGUGACGCUAUUGAAUCGGCCAACAGAGCUGACCAAUUGUGCAACGACACCGAAAACUCGCUCAACGAGUUCAAGGACAAGGUCGAACAAGCCGACGCUGACAGAGUUAAGGACUUGAUCACCAACCUCAGAGAAGUUGUUCUCAAGGCCCAAGCCGGCGAAGAAGUCGACUCUGCUGAACUUAAGGCCAAGACCGAAGAGUUGCAAAACGAAUCGCUCAAGGUGUUCGAAAAGUUGUACAAGCAAGACGGCUCGCAAGGCGGUGAAGAACAACCCAAGAACUAA
Diutina rugosa is the source of this 1929-nucleotide messenger RNA. It is a transcript of the gene SSC1, whose product is annotated as Hsp70 family ATPase. The coding region runs from base 1 to 1929 and encodes 642 amino acids. Gene Ontology annotation, molecular function: ATP hydrolysis activity; ATP-dependent protein folding chaperone; heat shock protein binding. Gene Ontology annotation, cellular component: mitochondrion; cytoplasm. NCBI's taxonomy places the organism in Eukaryota, Fungi, Ascomycota, Pichiomycetes, Serinales, Debaryomycetaceae. The record is from RefSeq and is a predicted model, not a curated record. Gene Ontology annotation, biological process: protein refolding; cellular response to unfolded protein. The transcript has a single exon.